AUGGACGGCACAGGGCAGUGCCUGCAACCCCAAGUCAGAUCGCUCACUCGCGCUGGUUUUGACAUCCGCGCCCUCUACAUCCCCACCACCGACCGCUCCACGUGGCGGCAGCUGGUUCGCCGAGUCACGCCGCUCAUACAGCAGGCAGCCAAUGAGGAGGACGCCAACGGGCGGGGGGGCAGUGGGGGCGGAGCGAGCAGGGAGGUGACGGUGCUGGCGGAGUCGUUUGGGGCGUGCCUGGCUCUGCGCAUCGCUGCUGCCAAUCCCGGCCUCCUGCACCGACUCGUGCUCGUGAGAUUCCUGUCUGCUCUUUCCAGUUCCCAAUAA
Closterium sp. Yama58-4 is the source of this 327-nucleotide messenger RNA. Lineage: Eukaryota; Viridiplantae; Streptophyta; Zygnematophyceae; Desmidiales; Closteriaceae. The record is from the annotation of a GenBank genome assembly.